Vigna umbellata (rice bean) is the source of this 1051-nucleotide messenger RNA. The record is from RefSeq and is a predicted model, not a curated record. Lineage: Eukaryota; Viridiplantae; Streptophyta; Magnoliopsida; Fabales; Fabaceae.
UCACCCGUUUCCAUGAUUUUCUCACUGAAAACAGCGUGAUGUCGCAGAACCAGCACAGUGUCCCACAGCAACCUCGACCCUCCGGUGGACAUGUGACAGCGAGAGUGGUAAAUUUGAAUUCCGAUAGGCUCUGCGUAAGCCCCAAGCGAGAUCACAAGUCUGAAAACUAUGAGGACCUUCAACUGGAUUUCAAUCCUCACGUCUUCGGCUCACUGGAGCAGUAUUUGCCUCCUCACGUCCUCAACCUGUCACGUGAGGUUAAGGUUCGGUAUAUGAGGAACAUUCUGCUUCGCUAUUUCCCCGAGAAUGACCGCAAUCGGAUUCAAAAGCUGAGGGAGUACAGGCUGAAGAUCAUAUUAAAUUAUCCACCAUUACAUAGGGAGAUAUAUACUAUGGAUGCUGAGAACUUUUUCACGCCAUCAUUUCUCAGAGCAAUUAAAGAAAACACCGAAGCAAGUUUUAGAAGUAUAAUGGCUGAACCUAGUGCAGGAAUUUAUACAUUUGAAAUGCUUCAACCCCAAUUUUGUAAAAAACUGAUGUCUGAGGUGGAUAGUUUUGAAAGAUGGGUUCGUGGUACCAAACUCAGAAUCAUGCGCCCUAGUACUAUGAAUAAACAUGGUGUUGUUCUAGAAGAUUUUGGGCUGGAAACCAUGCUUGACAGAUUUAUGAGUGAUAUCAUACAUCCCAUAUCACGAGUUUUCUACAGUGAAUUUGGUGGAUCCUCGCUGGACUCUCACCACGGUUUUGUUGUUGAAUACGGAAUCAGUAAAGACCUUGAACUUGGUAGGUUUCUCCAACUUGUUGAAUUUGGUCGCUGCUUUGUAGAUGCAAUCUGUAAUAUUUUUUUGAACCUAAUCGGAGUUUAAUGUUUCAAGCAUGUCUAUAUAUGUUUUUAUGCUAUUCUUCUCUAAUCAUACACAUGAUGGAAUAUGCGUUUAUUUACCUGGAAUCUUAUAGAUUUUGAUUCUUGUAUGACUAUAACUAAAGGAUAUGAAGAAAAAGUGCAUUAGAUUUUUCAGAUUGUCUCAAAUACUGAGAUAUUUAGUUUUGU